This is a messenger RNA of Boleophthalmus pectinirostris (great blue-spotted mudskipper), 1249 nucleotides long. RefSeq lists its product as uncharacterized. The transcript is spliced from 6 exons. NCBI's taxonomy places the organism in Eukaryota, Metazoa, Chordata, Actinopteri, Gobiiformes, Gobiidae. The coding region runs from base 16 to 654 and encodes 212 amino acids. The record is from RefSeq and is a predicted model, not a curated record.
ACCCGUAGGUACUGCAUGUGUCUGGUCCAAGCUGUGGAGAGGCAAGCUGUGAAAACAGUAAGAACACAUGAUUUACAAGGAGGAAGAAGAGGAAGAGGAAGAGGGGGAGGGACAGUGGGUCUAUUUAAACCACAGCAGAAUCUGCACCAAGAGACACACAGGAAACAAGACAAAAUGACUAAACUCGGACUGAGGGCGUCUUUAGUCGUGGCUGGGUGCUGGGUGCUGUGUGCUGCAGAUGUGUCCCCUGCUGAUCUCAACACGCUCUACAACAGCCCAGUGAAGACGGCCGAGUGGGUCAUCCGCCCCAAACAGGGAAUCUGGGACUGGGUCCCAGAUAUGUACCCCACCACCCACAGCGGAGUCAGGGUGACUCUGGAGGACGGGAGACAGUUCCUGAUCCACAAAGGACGAGACUUCGGAAUAUUGUCAGAGACAGUGGUCACCGACGCAAAACACAUGUCCGACAAAUGGGAGGUGAAGCUGAGGCGGGGCUUCAUGGGGUCUGUGACUGUGGGGGACUUGGUGAAAGCUGGAGGAGAGAAGUACACCAUCAUGUUGGGGGAGCACUGUCACAAAGCUGCAAAAGACAUGAUGAACCUGAAUAUAGAAGAAGACGAAACAGUUAAACCGUGUGUUUUUCUCCACCCUUAAACAUGUGUAUGACAUGGGGGUGAUUCCAGCUCCAUCGAAUUCAGCUCUAAUUCACUUUCUAUUGAAAAAUCACCCCUCUUUUUGUAACUGCUGCUGUCACAUGCUUCAUUUUGGUCAUUUGGUCUAAAAUAUUUGUAUUAACCCACUCUGCAUGAUCCUGUUUUUGGUUGUUGUUGUUUUUUUUUUGUUUCUGUUUUGUUUUGGGGGUUUGGUUGCUGUGAUACUUACGGUCUGAUUUCCAAAUGUGGAAGCUCAAAAUUCCUGACUGGUUGUAAAUCUCUGUGUGUCUGUAAUAAAGUCAUUGUGAUUCUGUACUUGGGGGAAACUACAUUUUAAAACUGCACUGUGUACGAGGAUCUGAAACCAUAACGAUGUUGCCAGGAAUAUUAGGAAAUAGAAAGGCAUAAAACUUUAUAAUUUCCAUGGAGAUAAGCAGACCAAUAUCAGAUCUGUGGAGAGGCGACUGCACUUACUGUAAGUACAGUGUUUAAGAUUUUAAAAACAGCUGCACUGAAAGAAAAAAAAGUUUGCUGAAUUUGUGUAAAAAUAAUAUGGAAAGAGGUUGUGUGCAAUAAAAAUGAUGUUUGAUACCCUC